AUUUAAAGAAACCGCUAACAAUUGGCGAGAAACACAAUUGCAGUUGGCGAAAAACCAGAAAUAGCGCCUAAAACGUUUCGGGAGUGUCACGUGGUAUACAGCCAAUGAUAGUGAAGAUGAGCAUUUUCCUCUUCUGCUCUUGAGACGCCUGUGAAUUACUACAACAUAGAAAGUACCCUAAUACCUCGUGCAUCACGCCAGUUGGCAUCCGUAAAGAUUUCGUGGCUAGUUUUAAUCUCUUUGUGUUUUGAAGCAGUGAAUGAACAAAUUUUUGUACAAACUAAUGUAAAGUUUUUCUUUCCUCUACAGCAAAAUAUGUUGCACAUUCUGUACAGCGAAAUGUAGAGUUAGCAGUAACUAACAAAUAUAGAAAAUUAAAACUUAACACAGUCGGUAAAAGUAGCAUAUAUAACAUGAUUGCAUGAAAUAAUAAUUAACGUUUUAUCAGUCUUAAGGUGAGAAAUAAUAUUUAUGCAAAAUAUUAUAUUUAUUUCUCAUAAUGUAUUCCGGAAAAUCUUGUUAUGCGUAUGUCGCACACCAAGUAUGUGUCUUUUACAAUAUGUUUCGCUUUUUCUUAAUUCUGUGUAAUUAGGCAAGAUUACUAAAGUUAUUUUGUAGCACCCAAUAACUGCUUUGCUUAAAACAAAUGUGUGCAAAACAUAAAGGAACAUUGUAAGGUGUGUAGCUACUUGUUUGAUAGCAAAGUCGUCAGCUCAUACUUCUCUGUAUAAGAAAGAAAAUUCAUUUCUUGGAUAUAUGUUAAAUGCCAUGUAGAGAAAUAAUUUUUUUCUCCCUACCGACCUAACAGAAAAUUCUCACCUGCUAGAGGUAGGUUAAAGUUCAGAUCGACAAAAAAACUGAAUCAAAUGAGUGUAUGCUUAUUCACAUACAGCAGAAACCUCGUGUAUGUGAGAUAUGUAAGAAGAUGUUUACAUUAAAGACUAAGUUAAACCAGAAUAUGGUUAUUCACACAGAAGAGAAAACCUCAUGUGUGAGGUAUGUAAUAUGCCAUUUUCUCAAAAGAGUAUUUUAAAUCAUGAUAUGCUUAUUCAUACCCCAGAGAAACUUCAUGUGUGUGAGGUAUGUAACAGAUCAUGUAGAAAAAAGUCUGAAUUAAAAAGGCAUAUGCUUAUUCACACAGGAGAGAAACCUUAUGCAUGUGAGCUAUGUAAUAAGACAUUAAGAGAAAAGUCUGAUUUAAAAAGACAUAUGCUUAGUCACACAGGAGAGAAACCUUAUGCAUGUGAGCUAUGUAAUAAGACAUUUAGAGAAAAGUCUAUUUUAAAAAGGCAUCAACUUGUCCACACAGGACAGAGACCUCAUAUAUGUGAAAUAUGUAACAAAUCAUUUAAACGUAAAUUAAGUUUAAAAAACCAUAUGCUUAUUCACACAGGAGAGAAACCUUAUGUGUGUGAGGUAUGUAAUAAGUCAUUCAGACAAAAGGGUGAUUUAAACAGACAUCUUCUUAUUCACACAGGAGAGAAACCACAUGUUUGUGAUGUAUGUAAUAAGUCAUUUAGAAAAAAGUCUGCUUUAAAGAAGCAUAUUCUCAUUCAUACAGGAGAGAAACUCCAUGUAUGUGAGAUAUGUAGUAAGUCGUUUACAGAAAAAAGUCAGUUAAAAACCCAUCUGCGUAUUCACACAGGAGAGAAACCUUAUGUGUGCGAUGUAUGUAAUAGUUCAUUUGUUCAAAAGGGUGGGUUAAAUAAUCAUAUGCGUAUUCAUGCACGAAAGAACACUCAUAUGUGUGAUGUAUGUAAUAAGUCAUUUAGAAAAAAUAGUGCUUUAAACAAGCAUAUGCAUAUUCACACAAGAGACAUCAUUUAGAGAGAAGAGUUAUUUAAAGAAGCAAAUGCUUAUGCAAACAGGAGGGAAACUUCACGAGUCACACAUGUAACAAAUAACUUAAUGUUGAAGAAUGGAAAGGCAUAUAUCUAUGAAAAUAAAAGCUUAUUUUCUUUUGUGGAAA
Stegodyphus dumicola is the source of this 1969-nucleotide messenger RNA. RefSeq names its product gastrula zinc finger protein XlCGF7.1-like. The record is from RefSeq and is a predicted model, not a curated record. Lineage: Eukaryota; Metazoa; Arthropoda; Arachnida; Araneae; Eresidae.